AUGACGCGGAAGAAUAAACAUCUGACCCUGCAAAUAGCAGAGUUAAAAGAAGCUGUUAGACGUAAGUUUAGACAGUUUAAAGAUGGUAGUGUAGAGAGUGAAAGAUUAUUAGAAAAGCAAUACAAACCAUUAAUAAGAGAGCUAAAGAAUGUGGAACCCAAAACCGAAGUCAAAGUUGAACAGCUUUCUACAGAUGAACCGAUGGAUUAUGAGAGUGAUGACGAUGAUUAUAUUGGUCGACCAUUUAAACCAGAAGCUAUAUCAACGCCUAGAGCUGAAACUAGUCAGUUGGAAGAGGUUGUUUCGUCUCCAUCAGGAUUUCAAACCGCAUCUAAAUACAUCGAGGAACAAUUUCAUAACUCAUUGACUAAAAAGUAUAUGACACAGUUUAUAAAAGACGUCGGCGGAAAAAAUAGAACUAUAGACCAUGACUAUGGUCCACGGUUGGGUGAAAAUGGAAAAACGUUGUUGGUUGGGGAUAAGGUGGUAGAGUUUGAUACUGACGGCACUAUUAUUAUUAACAACACACGAUAUCCACCUACUGAGGGAAUAUACGAACUGUUAUUUAAAAGACUACCAAACAGUGAUGUGUAUACACAAGACGACCUAACUACAUAUAAGAGUAUUUUAAUCGCGACAAAUGCUCACAAAAAAGGUUAUGACUUUCACAAUCAAAUAAGACGAGACAACAAUUUAAAAUAUAGACACGUGAUCAAAGAUCUGUUUCCCAUUAAUAAACAGGGUAGAGGAAUAUCGUGGAAAAGUACAAAGUCUCGCGAUAUAGUGCAUUGGGAUAAUCCCAACGAAUUAGUAGAUAGACUUAAACUGUUGGUGGCAUCAGCUGAAACUGGUAACACCUCACAUGGUAAUGAGAUUCUUAAUAUUGUAGAGGAGCUACACGAAGCCGGAUAUAUAAGGGGAGCAGGUAAUAGUAGAUUUAAGUCACUUUCACAAUGGGUAUAG
Messenger RNA from Macrosteles quadrilineatus (aster leafhopper), 963 nucleotides. RefSeq lists its product as uncharacterized. The transcript has a single exon. The record is from RefSeq and is a predicted model, not a curated record. Bases 1 to 963 code for a protein of 320 amino acids. Lineage: Eukaryota; Metazoa; Arthropoda; Insecta; Hemiptera; Cicadellidae.